GUAAGCUCACUGAGAUUUGUACAUUAAUGGCGGUUCUAUCGUCGUCUUCUUCUUCAUCGGCGAUGCAGAAAGGAAUCGUUGUGACUAUACCAGUUCUGUUUCUAUCAGCUUCGUUAUCGGCACUUAUCUUCUUCAUCCUAUCGUCUUCAUUGUCUCCCUGCUCAUGUCCGUCAUCUCCAUCCUCCCAGAACUAUGCCAUCGUCGGUGAUGUGAGGUCGGAGGAGAGAAUCUCGACGUCUCGAGAAGAUAUAGAUUGGGUUAAAGAUCUGAUUAGAUCGAACGGUUUGCAUAUGCACGAGAAUGUUCUCCGGAAAGGGAUUAAUCCUCGCACAAGGGAACAGCAGCUCCAGGAUCUCAUACAGUACAAAGGUAUAUCGCAUUACGAAGGAGAUGAAGCAAGCAACCACACAGCUCUUCCAUGCCCUGGUGAGUUACUUGUUGAGGAGCAUCACAGCAACUACGGCGAGCCUUGGGCUGGUGGGCGCGACGUGUUCGAGUUCUUAGCUGAAGCAUCCCGGUUAAAACCCAACGCGAGAGUUCUUGAGAUAGGAUGCGGUACGCUCCGUGUUGGUUUGCAUUUCAUACGUUAUCUCAACCCUGGGAACUUCCACUGCCUUGAAAAAGAUGAGCUUUCUCUGAUGGCUGCGUUAAGGUACGAGCUCCCUUCUCAGGGUCUUCUGCAUAAACGGCCUCUUAUAGUCAGAGGGGACGAUAUGGAGUUCAGCAAGUUCGGUUCCGAUGUGGCCUAUGAUUUGAUAUACGCUAGUGCGGUGUUCUUGCAUAUGCCUGACGAGCUGGUUUGGACUGGAGUCGAGAGGCUAGUAGAUAAGUUGAAGCCUCACGAGGGGAGAAUGUUUGUGUCACAUAAUAUAAAGUUUUGUACGCGUUUAGGAGGAGAGAAAUGCACAGAGAGACUAGCGAGCUUAGGACUCGAGUCCCUGGGGAAGCAAACACAUGACAGUUUGUUGUUUAAUCACUACGAGAUCUGGUUCGGGUUUAGACGGAUCAAAGGAUAAGUUUAGUUUAUGAUUUGAUCCCAUGGCAUGUAACGGCUCCAUCCUAAGAGAGGACUGGUUCGAUAGAUUGUGGUGUGGAGUUACUACGAGUCUUUGGAGCAAGAGAACUCACAAAGCAGUGAAGUACACGAAUGGUGAUGGAGACUCACUCGUGUAUUCGAGAUAGUUAUAUAUACACUUUAUUUGUUUGUUUCAAAAAGUUGUUAUAUUGUUGUGUGUGUUUUUUGUCUGUAAUUCUGUUUGUAAUUCGAGUUACGUUACAUUUAAGAAAAAUGUUAUACAUGAGUAUCGAUUGCUGUUUGAA
Molecule: messenger RNA, 1320 nt
Organism: Brassica oleracea var. oleracea
Lineage: Eukaryota; Viridiplantae; Streptophyta; Magnoliopsida; Brassicales; Brassicaceae
Exons: 2
Coding region: 27-1016 (329 amino acids)
Source: RefSeq, a predicted model, not a curated record